Molecule: messenger RNA, 273 nt
Organism: Ostreobium quekettii
Lineage: Eukaryota; Viridiplantae; Chlorophyta; Ulvophyceae; Bryopsidales; Ostreobiaceae
Source: the annotation of a GenBank genome assembly
AUGCUGACGUUCUGCCCAACGUGUGCGAACGUCCUCAUGGUGCGAAAAGACGCGGGGGGCAACGUUAGGUACGCCUGCCAAUCCUGCCCCUACACCUACUUCAUCGACAAGGAGAUAACGAAGGUGAUCCGCGUGCAUAAGAAGGAGGUGGACGACGUUCUUGGCGGAGAGGACACUUGGAAGAAUGCGCAGAGGACAGAAAACAGUGAGUCGCUCGCAGUACGGCCCGCGUUGGUGCGGCCCAUGCAGCGGGUUUCACCAGCGUUGUGGUGA